AUGGUUUGUGUUAAAACCAAACCCAGUGGCACGCUACCUGACGAAUCCAAAACAUAUCGAACAAACCAAUCAUCACAAACUAAUCGAGCUCAACAAUGGCGCCAAGCGUAUCGAGGCAGUCAGUCCACUACGUGUGUCAGCCCUCGGGAAUUAGAGGAUUUGCCAGCCCUUUCCAAGCUGACAACUCCCCCAGUCAGUCCGGACGAACUACCCCGUUCACCUAGACAACUUCCGGCACAACCGUUUCGAAAAUCCGCCGUCAAUUUAUUUCGUGCGACGAACAGUCCCAGUGAGCAUUGUCUCAGUGAACACGGUUCAUCCGACAGCCUCCGACCACCACAAAUUGCUCACGUGCAUCGAGCAUCCAGCUUUGACGGCCGUUUGAGAACUACCGGACCUUCUGACACAACUGAUAGUCCAAUUCAUCAACGUCCAAGAAGGACCUGUUCGUCUCAUUCCAGUUCGAUUCAGCAAGCAAACCCAAUAUCUUUUCCGUUAAAUCAGUUACAAGCACAAACCAGAGAGAAAACUAUCCCAACUACUCUUGCACGAAGUGACCUUAUAGGACGUCGUGAACGUUUGGUCGUAGCGCCAUCAAUAGAAAUCAGUUUGGCUGGCGAUUGUUCGUCCAGCUCAAGUGAGGACCUACACAGCUCAAAUAACGAACCUUUGGACGAGGAUUCACGUCGCAAAUUGUCACAAGUCUCUGUGGGAAAACUCGUUGAGUCCCAUUCAGACAGCCAGAUGAGCGGAUCCCGGGCAUUGCCUCGAUCUAAUACACAGUAUCCCUCCCAAGGUCGGGGUACACCGGAAUUAUCCCAAACCCCGAGAAAUUUAAACAGACCCAAAUUAACUAGACAGCCAAGAUCCUUCCAGGCAGAACCGUUCAACAAUCGGUUUCAAAGUUCCGACAAUCGUGGACCAAAUCAAUUGAUGGAUGAGUUUGAUUACUUUUGUCAGAUUGCGAACUCGCCUUCCGGGUCCCGUGAGCCAAUGGGCAGCAGUAAAUCAUCAAACCAGUCGGGAUCAUUGAGUCCAGCACGCCACCAUUUGGCUACAAUGCGCAGUCACUCGAUGCGUAACACCAGUCCAGAAACUCCACCACCAGACAACAAAAAUUCGGAGUUUGGGGCUUUCAAGUCCACUCGAAAUUCUGGGGAACCAGCGAAACCGGGUUACCUUCGGCCGCCGGCUCGUGGUCAACUUCGUCGUGCAAGCACCGAGGAGGAACGAUUCAAACAACCUCCACGUGAUCGAACUCCGGUAUCGGCCACACUUAGCUAUUCUCCAGUCAACGCUAGUGUGCAAAAUGUUUGCAGAAGUCCGCCAAAAACUGUUCCCCAACUACCAGUGUUUCCAGCUCCCUCAUCACCCAGUCCAGGUGUUCCAAUUGGUAUGCCAAUCACUGAAGACUCUCUGUUUGCCGACGAGCCUGGUAUGACAUUUUAUCAGGUACAGGUUCUUGGGUCUGUCGGUGUGGGUAAAACGUCCUUGUGUCAACAACUGUCCCGACUGAAAACAGGAAAAUCGGAGAUAUAUGAUUUGGACGAUGAGGAGAACCGACCGGCGUCACACUCGGUGACAGCAGCUCUACGCGGAUCAGUGUAUACGGUGAAUUUCAUUGACACAUCGGCUGAGAGUUUCGAAGAAAAUCUGGAAAUACAGGUGCAUGACUGUGUGGAUGCAUUCAUAGUCAUGUAUGCGAUCGAUGAUAGCAGCAGCUACGAAGCAGCUCGCCUGAUCCUGAACGCCCUUUCUCCAGCUCUGGACUCGGGCUAUUCACCCCGGUUAUCUCCAAAAUUUUUGAACAAUCAACUGGUAGCCCCUGCACUCAUUUAUCUGGUUGCAAAUAAAACGGACCUGGUCAGAGGACGCCAGAUCUCAACUGAAGAUGGUCGUCACUUAGCCAGCGUUCACGACGCCAAAUUUAUCGAGGUCUCCGCUUCUCUCAACCACCUCGUGGCAGAUCUCUUUUUCCUGCUGGUGGCACAUUUACGCGAGUCAGAACAACGCGGUCGUGAUCCCCGUCUACCGACCGAACGACGCAUCGGUUAUCAUCAGCCUAGCGUGUCCGGUAACAUUCUACCCGGGUCAUCCGCAAAAUCCGGUGGCCAAGGCUCAAACACCUUCCGAAUACCCAGCUCAACGAAAUCCAGUCUGACGCGCUUUUUUAAAAAACAUUUCACGAAAACCAGCGAAGACAGUGAUUAG
This is a messenger RNA of Echinostoma caproni, 2211 nucleotides long. The record is from the annotation of a GenBank genome assembly. NCBI's taxonomy places the organism in Eukaryota, Metazoa, Platyhelminthes, Trematoda, Plagiorchiida, Echinostomatidae.